Messenger RNA from Aspergillus ruber CBS 135680, 1880 nucleotides. RefSeq names its product proline iminopeptidase. The transcript is spliced from 10 exons. The record is from RefSeq and is a predicted model, not a curated record. NCBI's taxonomy places the organism in Eukaryota, Fungi, Ascomycota, Eurotiomycetes, Eurotiales, Aspergillaceae. Gene Ontology annotation, biological process: proteolysis. Gene Ontology annotation, molecular function: peptidase activity. Bases 321 to 1673 code for a protein of 450 amino acids.
GCCUAUUAUUAUGCAUGUUAUACAAAAUAUGAAUUGAUAGUAACAUAGAAGUUGGCAACCGAUAUGAGAAUGCUCAGCGCUCGGUUAUAUAUCCCCAUUAUGCUGUAUUCUGUACUCUCGUUCCAGUCAUUCAUCCUAUUUCACCCUAGAUAAUUACGCUAUUAUUUCUCUCUUCACUUCAAUUAUUACUUGAACUUUGAUUGUCUAUUUUUCAUCAAUUCAUCCUGGAGUGGACACAUCAAGGUCCCUCUUGGCGCCGCGGCAUCGAACAACCCCUAGAGGAAUCUCACCAACAACAAAACAUAUAUACUCGAAGAAACAUGAACAUGGCUGCAAAAUUGAUCGAACGAAACUUCCACAAUGUUCCGGGAAAGCUCCGCGUGGCAGAGCUGUUUUUUGACGUCCCACUCGACUACAGCAAGCCAAACGAGGGCACUUUAAGACUCUUUGCGCGCAGUGCCCGUCGGCCAAGCAAGCCAGCUGAACCUGAAAGAAACGGAGACAAGCAAUUGCCUUGGAUGGUUUAUCUUCAAGGUGGUCCGGGAAUGGGAUGUCGUGCCCCGCAAGAUUACGCCUGGAUUGGACCCGUUGUCGACAAAGGCUACCAAGUUCUGCUUUUGGAUCAGCGCGGCACCGGACUCAGCUCAACCGUUACCGCGGACACGCUGGCUCGACAGGGAAACGCAAUCAAACAGGCUGAAUACCUGAAGAAAUUUCGAGCAGAUAAUAUUGUUAGUGACUGUGAGGCUAUCCGCCGUUGUCUGACGGCGGACUAUCCCGAGGACAAGCGCAGAUGGAGUGUUAUCGGUCAAAGCUUUGGUGGAUUCUGUGCAGUGACAUAUCUUUCCAUGUUCCCAGAAGGGUUGAAUGAGGCUUUCCUUUGCGGCGGAAUGCCUCCAAAUGUUCACGAACCGGAAUCAGUUUACUCUCGCACUUACGAAAAGGUCACAGAGAGAAACAAAGCCUACUAUGCUAAAUACCCUGAAGAUGCUGCCCGGGUUAAGCAGAUCAUUCAACACCUGCAAGAGAACCAAGUCUCCGUGGCUUCUGGGACACUCACGCCUGCGCGAAUCCAGCAGCUUGGUAUCAUGUUUGGCAUGCAUGGUGGCCUGGAUAGUAUUCAUGAUCUGAUUCUCCGCGCUUCGAACGAUCUGAACAUAUUUGGCUUUUUGACCCGCCCGACUCUUAAUGCUAUCGAUGGAUAUGGUGGCUUUGAUAGUAAUGUCAUCUAUGCUGUCCUUCAUGAGUCCAUCUAUUGCCAGGGACAAGCCUCGAACUGGACAGCAGACAGACAGCGGGCCGAAGAUCCGUACUUCCACGUUGAUCUGAACAAAGAUCAAAUCUACUUCACUGGCGAGAUGAUCUAUAAGGAUAUGUUUGAGUCAUAUACCGAACUCAAGCAACUCAGAGAAGUCGCCGAAAUCCUUGCCUCCACAGAAGACUGGUCUGCACUAUACGACUACAAUCAGCUGGCCAAUAACGAAGUCCCUGUCUACGCGGCUAGUUACGUGGAUGAUAUGUACGUGCAUUUGGAGCACUCGGAUGCCAUGGCCCAGAAAAUCAAUAAUUGCAAGCGGUUCAUCACGAACACUAUGUAUCAUGAUGCUCUGCGAAGCAAAUCGGAUGAGCUUAUGCGUCAGUUAUUUGCUUUGCGGGAUGAUUCGCUUGAUUAAGGGCUUUAUCUGGUGUGCUACACUUGGCGUAUGAAAAUCACAAGAGAAAGGUGAGUAUAUCAGCAAAUCGUGGAAUCAUUCCAGCACUAUAUCCAACCGAAAUAGAACGAAGACGUUUUUAUCGUAAAUCAAUCGCAAAUCAAGGCUAUGGUAACCACCCGACAAAUCUAUUCUAGAAUAUCGCACCCCCAAUAAUGAACAACCUCU